UAGGCGGCAGAUUUUCAUUACUCUGUUUAAAAUUAAAUUUACCACGUAAUUUGUGCAUACUUCCUCGCAAAACUGCUCAAAAAGUCUGCAGAGAAGAUCAAUGCAGAAAAAUAGAUCGGAAAAGUGCGCUAAAAAGUGAAAAUAGUGAAGAAAACAGCAAUUUAUGAAAAAAUGGAUGACGACCAUGAAUUUAUGAUGGUCUUGUUAUUAUUGUGCAAGCGAAUAGAAAUUAUUUAAUGAUUCAAUGAUUCAGAUUGUGUUGAAAGAACUACCGAGAGUGUGUGUGAAAGACGAUAAAAAUUACAUUCAAUUGACUUUAACAAGAUAAACGUCUUUGUUUUAUCCAAGUAGUCGCCUAAGUAAACGCCAAGUGAAACUCAUAUAUUUUAACGAAAAUAACUCUGCAAGAAUCUCAGAUUAACGAUGGAGUCCCUUCAGGAGGAGCAAACAUCAAGACGACAAUCAGGAUCCGAUGUUGAGAUGACUACAGCUCCCAAUAGUCGAGGAGAAAGCCAAGAGUUAACACUUCCAAUUACAAAACAAACAAGAAUUUGUUUAGUUGGAGGUGUCUGUGACGAUGCAAAUACUUUGCAAGCAGCGCAAAAGCUUGGAGUGCCCGUAAUAAUUUCAGAAACCGGAUUGGAAUACAUUACUGAUGAAAAAUGGAAUACGUAUUUUGUACUCGAUGAUUUUGAGGGAAACAACUACUCAAAAAUCAAUCAUGCCAAGCAAAAGAUUCUUGGUCCGCCAGCUCUCAAAUACGCCGUCGAAUCAGGUGAAGGACUUCCAAACAAUAACCGUCCCAUUUACAACUAUGCUAUGCGAGGAACGACAACUUGUUUUACGGGUAUUCGACAAAAAAAUGUACUCAUCCGUUUAGUGAAUCUGAUUCACUUUAUGGGAGGAUCGAUACGGAAAGAUAUGAAUACGAAAGUCACACAUUUGAUAUGUAACUCGAGCAUUGGAGAAAAAUAUCAGUAUGCCAUGACAUUUAGGCUUCCAGCAAUUCGACCAAGUUGGGUGACAGAAGCAUGGGAAAGUCGAGACAAGGAAAAGUUUUGUGCGAAAGAAGAAACCUUUUUGCGAGAACACAAGUUGAAAGUAUUCGAGGGACAAAAAGUUUGCUUUUUCGGAUUUCCUCCAGAAGAACAUCAACACAUGAUUGAUGUAUUGAAGUCAAAUGGCGGGAUACCAACAGAUAUGGAAGAUCCAGAGUGUUCUCAUGUUAUCAUUUCAAACACGGGCGAAAAUUUUCCUGAACAUAUCAUUCCUAAUCCUGACUCUCCUACCUCUAAAGUAACCAAUGAAGAAGAAGAACAGAUAGAAGAGACAAAAUCCAACGCUCCAAUUCCGGAAAUUGUUGUUGAAAAUAACAUGAAUGUUGAAAACCAUGGUACUUCGACAUUUAUGAGUCGUUUAGAGGAAUUGGAAAAGCAAGAAGAGCCUCAAACGCCUUCUCGUGCAACUGAUGGCAUUAUUUUGAUUUCUAAAGCAGAAGACAAAAAUUUCUUAAACCCAAAUGAUAUAUCUCCAAUUUUGAAAAGCAAAUUUCAAGACGAGUCAUUACAAAGAAUUAAUGAAGAAGACGAGCCUGUUGAAGAGGAAGACGGAGAGAUUUCCGUGAUAGCAUGUAAAGAACUCUUUAAGCGUAAACGACAGGAAGAUAGUUUCGAUAACAUUUCUUUGGUUUCCACAGACUCUCUUGCACCAUCUUUUAGUUCUGCUAAAAAACCAAAGUUGAUAAGAACAGGCUCAAUUACGAAAAAUUUGAGACGUACAAUGAGCUUUGCUGCCAUAAAAACUCCUUUGUCGAACAUGUUACGAUCACGACGAAAUUCUGCAUCUAUUGAAAAUCCAAAUGCAUCAAUAACGUCAAUAAGUUCGAUUAACUCGACAUUUAAUGAGAGUAUUAAAAAGCCGGUGAAAGAAAAACUCCGAUCAAUUAAAGACAAGAUAACAAAAAGUGCGAAGAAAGACUUGAACACGCCGAAAAAUGUAAAAGGAUUGAUUUCUACAUCAAAUUUGGAGAGUUUAAAGAAAGUUUGUAAAGUAAAAGGAACCGAAACAGAAACAAGCGAUGACUGUACUGACUUCAAAACGCCAUUGGCUCCUCCACGAACGCCAAGAAUAAAUGCUGCUCAUGCGUUUAGCAAGUCGAUGAUCUCUUCAAAUGAAUUCAUGGCAGCAAGUUCAACGACAACACCAACUUCAGCUUUUGAUCGUAUUCAAAAAAAUACAGAAGUCGAAGAGAAAUCCGAUGAAACAAAACUAGAUGACCAAAAUCCGGUUGUCGACGAACAUGUUGUUCAAGCUAAACCAGAAGUGAGAAAUAACAGAACUCACAUUGUUAAGUCUGAUUGGUUUUGGUAUACAAUUCAAAACGGUUAUGCUGAUGAAACAGAUUAUCUUUUCGGGGAUUACCUUGAUAGCAUAGCGAACACUCCGGGAGCAGAAAGAAGAGAUUCUUACCCUAUUAGUUUCAAUAAAAGAAAAAGAAAACGUUUGUCUCAACGAAUUCUUGGCGAUGGAACGCCUGUUGGAAGCGGUACGAAUAAAAGACGUUCUUCUGUUAGUGAUGCAGGACUUUUGUCCGUAUCGGGUAGCUUUUUGGAUUGUACAGCAACGCCAGAAAAGCACGAUGGAAGUAAAGUGAUCAUAACAGACAAGGAUAGUUCGCAUGAACUGCCAUCAGCAAAACAAAUGUCCAUGAGAAGAAAUCAUUUUAUGGAUUUCUUCCACACAGAGUCGAACUACGUCGGAAUUCUCGAGACAAUUUGCAAAGUGUUCAAAGAACCUUUGGAGAAGAUGCUCGAAGAAAAUCCUGAAGACAGUUUAUUGAAUUCCACAGAAUUGAAAGGAAUCUUUAGUAACUUUCUACCAAUUUACGAAGUGCAUAUGAAAAUGCUAAACAUGUUGAAAGACAUUCAUUCAAAUUGGGUCGAGGAUUGUCUCAUUGGACAAAUUAUUAUUAAACACCGUGAUGAUUUACUCAAAGCUUAUCCCCCAUAUGUCAAUUUCUUUGAACAAAUGAAAGAAACUCUUGUGCAAUGUGACAGUCAGAAACCACGUUUUCAUGCAUUCUUGAAAAUUUGUCAGACAAAACCAGAGUGCGGGCGUCAAACACUUCAAGAUUUGAUGAUUCGCCCGGUUCAACGAUUGCCAAGCAUUAGUUUAUUGUUGAAGGAUAUAUUGAAACAUACAGCAAAGACAAAUCCCGAUCACAAAUGCUUAUCAGAUGCAUUAGGAGCCAUUACGGAAGUCAUGCACGAUAUUAACGAAGAUAAGAGAAAAAUGGAAGGACAACUUGCGAUCUUUGAAAUCUUUAACGAUAUCGAUAAUUGUCCUCCUCAUUUGGUUUCUUCGCAUCGUAGUUUCGUCUCCAAAUUAGAAGUGACAGAAUUGACAGAUUCUCUCAGCGGGAGAGGCGACUCGUUAGUAUUGUUCUUGUUUUCAGACACGCUGGAAGUGUGCAAAAAACGAUCCCGUGGAUUCGGAACAAUUAAGUCUCCCGGAACAAAUGCUCUAAAUUCGGUAAAAAUUCAACAGGAAAAGAAAGCUUCGUAUAAACACUAUAAAAUGAUGCCUCUCAGUUCUAUUCGCUACGUUAUCGAUAUUCAUGACAAUCCGCGCGCAUUUGCAAUCAAUUGUAAGUUGUGUGGAGAUAUCAAAGACAAACUCUAUUCAUUUAGUAUUUGUGAUGAGGAAUGCGAUAAAAUCAUCUAUCUAAAAACUUUGUGUAAGCAAAUGGCGGAGAAUGCAUGUCGAACGGAAACGGACAAAUGCUUAAUUAGUUGUAACUCGGAAGAAUUAGGCAUCGAUGUUACAGAUGUAAAUGUCGGCACACUUUCAAGAGCCUUUAAAUUUGCGACAAAAACUCGACUGAAGGUAGGACGGGCUUUUUCAUUUAAUAAAACGCCAUCAAAACUAAAACGAGCAGUUUCAACGAUGAUGACAUCUCCAACAUUUGGAAGCACGAAUAGUCUUACACCUUCAACACAAAUGGCCCAAAUGAAAUUAGCAAGCUGUACGAAUUUAAAUGAUCAUAAUAGUGAAGAUACAGUAAGUCAGUCAUCAUCUUCACCAACAUCGUCAGAAAUUCUUCUUGCUCCAAUGACUGUUCAACCAACUCGUAAAAAUCGUGUUCCCAUAGCAGCGCUAAGGAGAAUAUAAGAGUCCAUCUUAUUGUCUUUCCAAGAACAACUUGUGUUCAGUUAACAAUACAUAUUUGUCAAGUACUUCCAAUUUAUAAUUGAGCUCUACAGUAAUGAGUUAAUUUAAACAUAAUAAUCGCUAUUAAGAUUUUAGAAUAUAGUUAACAAUUCCAUAAUGUAUUUUAUAUUUUUGUAUAACAUAUUGUCAACUAUAAGGAAAUUUAUUUUUAUAAGUAAAUUUAAGAGAAGACAAAUAAUUGAAGAAAAAACAACUGUAAAUAACGAAAGAAUAAAAAUACGCUCAAUUAUCUAACUUUAAAAUAAUGUAUCACUCGCUGAAUAAAAAAUCAUAACA
Messenger RNA from Culicoides brevitarsis, 4506 nucleotides. RefSeq names its product protein ECT2 (gene pbl). NCBI's taxonomy places the organism in Eukaryota, Metazoa, Arthropoda, Insecta, Diptera, Ceratopogonidae. Bases 424 to 4170 code for a protein of 1248 amino acids. Gene Ontology annotation, cellular component: nucleus; cell cortex. Gene Ontology annotation, molecular function: GTPase activator activity; guanyl-nucleotide exchange factor activity. The transcript is spliced from 10 exons. Gene Ontology annotation, biological process: nervous system development; regulation of cytokinesis, actomyosin contractile ring assembly; mitotic cytokinesis. The record is from RefSeq and is a predicted model, not a curated record.